Molecule: messenger RNA, 1131 nt
Organism: Dromaius novaehollandiae (emu)
Lineage: Eukaryota; Metazoa; Chordata; Aves; Casuariiformes; Dromaiidae
Product: olfactory receptor 14A16-like
Exons: 3
Coding region: 1-1131 (376 amino acids)
Biological process (GO): G protein-coupled receptor signaling pathway
Cellular component (GO): membrane
Molecular function (GO): olfactory receptor activity; odorant binding; G protein-coupled receptor activity
Source: RefSeq, a predicted model, not a curated record
AUGAAUCUAAGAGCCAAAUGGGAGCAAAUGUCCAACAACACCUCCUUCAAUGAGUUCCUCCUCCUGGCAUUUGCAGACACACAGGAGCUGCAGCUCUUGCACUUCGCGCUCUUCCUGGGCAUCUACCUGGCUGCCCUCCUGGGCAACGGCCUCAUCAUCACAGCCGUAGCCUGCGACCACCACCUCCACACCCCCAUGUACUUCUUCCUCCUCAACCUCUCCCUCCUCGACCUUGGCUCCAUCUCUGUCACUGUCCCCAAAUCCAUGGCCAAUUCCCUGUGGGACACCAGGGCCAUUUCCUACUCAGGAUGUGCUGCCCAGCUCUUCCUGGUUGUCUUCUCGUUAGGAGGAGAGUAUUCUCUUCUCAUAGUCAUGGCCUAUGACCGCUUUGUUGCUAUCUGCAGACCGCUGCACUAUGGGACCAUCAUGGGCAGUAGAGCUUGUGUCAAAAUGGCAGCAGCUGCCUGGGCCAGUGGGUUUAUCAAUGCUCUCCUGCAGACUGCUAACACAUUUUCGAUACCACUCUGCCAAGGCAAUGCUGUAGAGCAAUUCUUCUGUGAGAUUCCUCAGAUCCUCAAGCUCUCCUGCUCAGACUCCUACCUCAGGGAACUUGGGAUUACUGUGGUUAGUGCCUGUUUAGCCUUUGGGUGUUUCAUUUUCAUUGUGGUGUCCUACGUGCAGAUCUUCACUGCUGUGCUGAGGAUCCCCUCUGAGCAGGGCCGGCACAAAGCCUUUUCCAUGUGCCUCCCGCACCUGGCCGUGGUCUCCCUGUUUCUCAGCACCUCAUUUUUUGCCUACCUGAAGGCCCCCUCCUUCUCCUCCCCAGCUCUGGAUCUGGUGGUGGCUGUUCUGUACUCGGUGGUGCCUCCAGCAGUGAACCCCCUCAUCUACAGCAUGAGGAACAAGGAGCUCAAGGAGGAUCAGACACUCCACCACCUCGUGGCCACUGCAGGCAAGGCUGACACUGAUUAUCAUCACAUCCCUGGUCAGUUCUUCCUUGUUUUCAGGUUCCAGGUCCAGGAAAGUGUCAUCCUUGGUGACAUAUCUGGCUUGGCUGUGCUGGGAAGUUGUCCUCCACACCCUCCAGAAUCCUCCUGGACUCUGCACCCUGAUGCAUUGCCCUCCCAAUGA